GAACCCUAUAAAUAAUCCUGUCUUCUCCUGUCUUUCUCACUUCCCAGUUCUUAAGGCAGCAGGAAGCCAGCUGAGGAGGCUAGAAGAGGACCUUAGGGGAGAAAGGAAAGGAGGAAAGGGCGAAGAGGAGAAAGGAGGAGGACAAAGAGAAGACGGAGAAGGAAGAAGAACAUCAUGGCUAGUGAAUUAAAGAAGAAAGCAUUCUGGAGAGCUGUCGUGGCCGAAUUUUUGGCCAUGAGUCUCUUCAUCUUUAUCAGCAUCGGCUCAGCCCUGGGUUUCCAAUUCCCCGUGAUGGCCAACAAGACUAUCACGCCCAUUCAAGACAACGUGAAAGUCUCUUUGGCUUUCGGCAUCUCCAUUGCCACCAUGGCCCAAAGCGUGGGCCACAUUAGCGGAGCCCACUUGAACCCGGCCGUGACCUUAGGUCUCCUGCUCAGCUGCCAAAUCAGCAUCCUCCGGGCGGUCAUGUACAUUGUGGCACAGUGCCUGGGCGCCGUGGUGGGCACUGCCAUUCUUUCAGGCAUCACAUCCAAUCUGGAUGGCAAUCUGUUGGGACUCAACCAGUUGGCACCGGGGGUCAAUGCUGGUCAAGGCCUGGGCAUCGAAAUCAUCGCUACAUUGCAGCUGGUGCUUUGCGUGCUCGCUACCACGGACAAGAGGCGAACGGACCUCUCUGGGUCAGCCCCACUGGCCAUCGGUCUUUCCGUAGCUUUGGGUCACCUGCUGGCGAUUGAUUACACUGGUUGCGGCAUCAACCCUGCACGUUCCUUUGGAUCAGCUCUGGUGACCACUAACUUCGCUGACCACUGGGUCUUCUGGGUCGGCCCCUUAUUGGGGGGCGCCACUGCGGCUUUCAUCUACGACUUCAUCCUGGCCCCACGAAGCAGCGAGAUCACAGACCGUAUGAAGGUUUGGACCAGUGGCAGCGUGGAAGAGUACGAUCUCGACGCUGACGACUCGCGAGUAGAGAUGAAACCGAAAUAAAGGGAAGAGGGGGAUCUCGGAAAGCCAAAGCACUCAUUUCCGAAAACGUGCUCUGUCUCUCUCUCUCUCUUUUUUUUUUUCACACGUGCAUCUGUUGGAUCAGUAUUAUAGACUCUUUCUAAAAUGACCUGCCAUUUUUCCAUUUUUUGUAAGCUGCGAUGACUUUCCUUCUGUGUUUUUACUUUUUUUUUUUUCCCCCUCUCCAAAUUUCUAAACUUGAGCCUUUUGGGAGAAUUGAAGGGAGAUAUUCCUGGAGCCUCGUGUGUUCUUUUUUGUUGUUGUUGUUGUUCUGGAGCCAAAGGGAUAGGUGCCUUGAAAAAGUAGAUUAUUUUUGUAUUAUUUCAGCCUAGAAUGAUAGGAAGAGCCUGCCUGAAGCAAGGAAUAAAUAUGGAAUUAUGUUAUCCAGAGAGAGAGAGGAGAAAAGAAAAAAAAAGCCAAGGAAGAGAAAUGCCUUGAUCUUAGACCAAGUUCCAGAUUUUAGAAACGAGAAAGUCAAUGGCAAAAAAUAAAUUUAGUAGAAUAUUCUAGAGAACCUGGGCCAUUUGGAGAUAUUAGGAAAAUAAAUAUUUUUCUCCCUUGUUUAGAGCAGAGGUCUCCAAACUUAGCAGCUUUAAGACUAUGCUGGCUGAGGAAUUCUGGGAGUUGAAGUCCACAAGUCUUAACGUUGUCAAGUUUGGGAACCCCUGGUUUAGAGAAUAGAAUACACACAUAAACACACACGCACACACACACACAUUUUGAUGCCCUCAAAUCCGCGUUGACUCGUAAUAGCAACAGAGCCGUGUUCCUCACCUUUGGGUGGACUUCAACUCCCAGAAUUAUCCAGCUGAAAGUUGAAGUCUAUACUUGUUAAAGCAUGCGACUAGGGGAAUUCUGGGAGUUGAAGUCCACCCAUCUUAAAGUCACCAAGGUUGACAGAGACUGGCAUACAGUAGGUAGGUAGGCCUUCUCUGGGAUGAGGGUGUAGUUGCCUCUCCUAGAAUCACUGAAUGUGAGAGGAGACCUUAGGAUCAUCUAGUCUAACCCACUGCCCAAUUCAGGAAGCACUACUAUAGCAUUCCAGACAGAUGCCUUCUCCUGCUGAAGCAUCUCCAGAUAUCCCUCAUCACCCAAGGUAUCCUGUUCGCUUGUUGAAGAUCUUUAGAACAGGAGAUUCUAUAUCAUUUUAGACAAAUGGCUGUCUAAUCUCUUCUUAAAAACCUCCAGUAUUGGAGCUAUCCACAACUUCCGGAAGGAAAUUGUUCAACCGACUGAAUUGUUCUCCACUGUCAGGAAAUUUCUUCUUAGUUCUAGAUUGGAUCUGCCCUUAAUUAGUUUCUAUGCAUGGCUUCUUCUCCUGCCUGCAGGUGCUUUGGAGAAUAGCUUGACUGCCUCUUCUUUGGGGCAGCCCCUCAAAUCGGAAGACUGCUAUCAUGUCACCCCUAGUCCUUCUUUGCAUUAAACUAGACUAAUUCCUGCAACCAUUCUUCGUAUGUUUUAGCAUCGCUUGACAUGGCUCACUGAUGACCACUUAUAGAUUAUAUCCCCACAAGGCAUUAAACAGGGUCACUUGGAAGCGUGGUGCCUAAUAACCAGCUCUUGCUUAGCAUGUACAUAUAUGCGUGCCACUUUGCAUGUUGUCCAAACCAUGAAAGAAAAAAAAUACUUUGAUAAAGAAGCUAUACAUAUUACAAGAUUACCGCCAUACCUUAAUGUAAGAAUCUCUCUUCUCUAAACCGCUUCUCUAAAUAUGUUUAUUUCCUAACUUCAUUUUCUACGGAUGUCAACUGUCACUAAAAUUGUGAAAUUGGUGACAAUUUCACAGUUGCCUUGCUUGGGAACCUAAAGUGUAUUGAUUAUUCGCUGUGUAUCUUCCAUCCAGAAAUGUUCCACAAAAUCCAAGUAAAAACAUCUGAAUAUC
This is a messenger RNA of Pseudonaja textilis, 2884 nucleotides long. It is a transcript of the gene AQP1, whose product is annotated as aquaporin 1 (Colton blood group). The record is from RefSeq and is a predicted model, not a curated record. Gene Ontology annotation, molecular function: water channel activity; glycerol transmembrane transporter activity; ammonium channel activity. Lineage: Eukaryota; Metazoa; Chordata; Lepidosauria; Squamata; Elapidae. Gene Ontology annotation, cellular component: membrane. Gene Ontology annotation, biological process: hyperosmotic response; renal water transport; carbon dioxide transmembrane transport.